This is a messenger RNA of Chlamydomonas reinhardtii, 6118 nucleotides long. RefSeq lists its product as uncharacterized. The record is from RefSeq and is a predicted model, not a curated record. The transcript has 8 exons. Lineage: Eukaryota; Viridiplantae; Chlorophyta; Chlorophyceae; Chlamydomonadales; Chlamydomonadaceae. The coding region runs from base 232 to 5013 and encodes 1593 amino acids.
GAAUUUUAGCUAGCGUCUCCAGGCUUUUCUGUGCGCGCUGUGAGUCCUUUCAGUCCUGGCUCGCAAGGUCGAGUGCUAGCCGUUUCUAACACCGACAGCUGCGAUGCGCGAUCGCUUUGUACUGCUUUAAGGUCGUAAACUUCAGCCGCUUUGAGUGCUUUCCAAGGCACAAGGUGAUGUCGAACCCCCAGCUAUACCCAGACAGCUAGCGAAGUAGCGCGUCUUGCGGCAAUGGCCAUGAUGAAUGGCCCCGCUAAGUGCGGCGAUGGCUCCGCAGCUGGGGGCUAUGUAGAGCUACCUCUUCCGGGUGACGUGGCCGCAUCGCUGGGCACGGGACCCUCCCGGGUGGCCACCCCACCAGCCUCCCGAACACAUACACACCAGAGUGGCGGCACCCUGGUGGAUGAGUGGCUCAGCACCCACUCACAAACACGGCACGACGCAGGAGCCGCAGCCGCAGGCAGCAGCACAGCAGGCGCUGCGGCGGAGCCGCCGCAGUGGCACGUGUCGGGCCGCACAGCUGCCGGGCAGCCCGACCCAGAUGGCCAGGCGGGGCCCGCCGGUCCGCUGGAUGUGCCGUACGAAGAUCCGCAGUACACGAAUCAGUUGCAACAGCAGUACGAGCAGGUGCCGUACGACCACGUGCUGAUGAACAUGUAUGAGGAGCUGCAGGGGCUGGCGGCGGUGCGGACGUCGGGGGCGACCUCGGCGGCGGCGGCGGCGGCGCAGCUACAGCAGCUACAGCUGGCGGCAGCGGCGGCGGCGGCUGGCGGCGCCCGGCCACGCACGCCGACGUCCGGCGGGCGGCGAGGAACAGGCGGCGGCGGCGUGGCGGAGGCACGGGCUGGGAAAGGGGCUGCAGCUGCUGCUGCAGCUGCGGCGGGGCGGCCGCGCACGCCGGGCCGGGGGCGCUCUAACGGCACUGGGGCUGGCCCCACUGCCGCUCUCACGGGCGCUGUCGGCAGCCCGGCAGCAGCUGGCGCGCGCGCAUCGCCAAGCCGGCGGCCCGUCACCCGGCCGCGUCAUGCGAGCCAGGGCAGCGGUCAGGCGGGCGGCCCCGCAGCCAACGGCCUGCUGGGCGCUGUCUUGGGCGGCGGCGGCGGUAGCGGCCUGGGCUCGCCGGCGGCAGCGGCGGCGGCCAACGGCCGGCCUUCCAGUGCCAGCCGCCAGCGCAUCAACCUGCUGGAGGUGCUGAAAAGCCAGAGCCAACUGGAGGCAGCGGCGGCCGGCGGGCCUGGCGGCGGCGGCACGCCGGCGGCGACGUCGCUGCGCGGCAGCACGACGUCGCUGCUGGAGGGCCAUGACCUGCUGGCGGCGGCGUCAGCGGCAGCGGCGGGGGAGCCGUCGUCGUCGCUGCUGCUGCCGCUGCACGAAUACGGCGGCGGCGACGGCGUCGCAUCCAGCAGCUUCACGCCGCCGCAGGCGCUGCUGGCGUCGGCGUCAGGGCGGCCGCGCGGCGGCGGCGGCAACGGCGCUGCUGCUGGGGGCUUCAACCCAGAGGCGGCGCCGGUGAACCUGAGGGACCUGCCCGCCGGCGCCCUGGCGCGGCUGGAGCGGCUGACGGCAGGCGGGCCGCUGCCGCGCUAUGGAGGCGCAGGGCCGGUGGCGCAGGCGCCGGCGGGAGCGGCACCGCCGGUGGGAGCGGCCAUGCCAGCCUGGCUGGGGUCAGCGGCAGGUGCGGCACAGGCGCGGCAGGUAGUGGCGGCGGCGGCGGUGCCGCCGCAGCAGCUUCAGCCGCCGCCCGGCAGCGGAUAUGGCAUCGGCGGCGCCUUGCCUCCAACGGCAACGGCAACAGCCGGCGGCGACACGGCAGGGUCUGUGGCGGCGGCCUCGCCUGCACUCUCGCCGCGGGGCCCGGAGCCGGCACAGGGCACGCCGCGCACGCCGGGUUCCGCCGCCAGCAGCGGGCGACACCUGGCGCAGGCCGCAGCACAGGUCGUGCCUUCAGCGGCAGCGCCAGCAGCAGCCUCUGCCUCUGCCUCAGCCACCGUGCAUGGCCUACCCGCCAGCAUCCAUGCAUCCCAGUCCACUGGGAAGGAAGCGGCGGCCUCCCCGCUGCACUCACUCGGAGCCGCCCCCCGCCCCGCGUCCUCCACCUCCCAAGUCGCGCUGCAGCAGCAGGCACAGGCACAGGGCCCCACUCAGCGGCACCCUCCACCUCGGAUGGACGGGGCGUUGCAGGCCGGCGCGGCGGCGCCGCGGGCACAGCAAGCGCCGCCGGCGCCGCCCGCCCCUCUUGAAUCGCCUAUUGAGGAUGUCGCCGCCGACUCGCCAGCCGCCGCCACUGAGCUCGUACGGCAGUUGUUCUCGCUCGUACAGGUCCAGGCGGUACAGAUCCAGAGCCUGCAGAGCUCAGUGGCGGUGCUGGUGGCGGGCGGCGGCGGUGGUGGUGGUGGUGGUGGUGGCGGUGAGGCCAGUGGCGGCGGCUCGUCAACGUCAGUGGCGGCGGCGUCGGCGGCGUCGGCGGCGCGGGACUUCAUACGGCGGCCGCACGACAACGCCGCCAGCCUGCGUGUGGCGGCGGCGGCGGCGGCGGCUGGCAGCUGUACUGGCGGCGCCGCGGCGGGAGGCGAUGCGGCGCAGCAGCAGCAGCAGCAGCAGCAGCAGCAACAACAAGUGUCGGAGCUGCGGCAGCAGGUGUUGGCGCUGACGCAGGCGCUGGUGUCCAUGCAGGCAUCGCAGCGGCGCCUGGGCGAGCAGCUGGGCGCGCACGCCGAGGCGGCGGGGGCGGCGCAGGCCACCCUGGAGGAGCAGUUGGGAGAAGCCAUCUCCCUCAUCUCCCUAGGCCGGCAGCAGCAGCAGCAGCAGCAGCCGGCUGCAACAGCCGGCGAGCAGCAGCAGGCACAGCAGCAGCAGCAGCAGCAGGCAGUGCUGCUGCCGCUGGUGCAGCGGGUGGCGCAGCGGUUGGAGCGGUUGGAGAAGGACCAACUGCCGGAGCUGGAUGACCGUGUGGGGCGGUUGGAGAACGACCAACUGCCUGAGCUGGAUGAGCGGUUGGGGCGGUUGGAGUCGUUGGGAUCGGGGCUGGCUGAGCACAGGGCACUGCUAGGGGAGCACCACGCGUUGCUGCAGACCCUGUCGAACGGAGCGGUGGAGGCGGCGGCGUGGCGGCGUGACGCCGACGGCAGGAUUGCGGCGGCGGCCGCCGCCGCUGAAGUGGCUGCGGCUGCAGCCGCCGAUGCGGCUGCGGCUGAGGCCGGGCGGCCGGAGCAAUCGCCAGCUGAGGCGGCGGCGGCGGCGGCUGGAGUGGUGGCGGCGCUGCGGCAGGAGCUGGCGGCGCUGCGGGGCGAGGUGGCGGCGGCCAAGGAGGCGGCGGCGGCAGCCGCCAGCCGCGCCGCCAAGCUCGAAAACAACCGCGCCGCCAGCGCGGCGCCGCCGGCAGUGGCAUUGCCGGCGGCAGCCGACGUCUCCGCAGCAGCCAAUGGCGGCUCCGCUGACGCAGCGGUGGGGGCGGCGGCGGCGGCGGCGCGCGUGGAGCGGUUGGAGCGGCAGUUGGGGGCGUUGCGGCGGGACGCGGCGGAGGCGCGGGAGGAGCUGGUGCGGCAGCGGGAGGCCAGCCGGGAGUCACUGGACCAGCUGGCUCGCGGCAUGGAGCACGUGGCCGCAUGCCUCAUGUCGGCGCUACUGCCGGCGGCGGCGGCGGCGGCGGCGGGCGAGGGAGCCAACGGCGGCGGCGGCGGCAGUGGGGAUGGGUUGCUGGGGGCGGCGGCGUCAGGGUCUGCGGAGCGUUCGCUGGUGGUGGCGGCGGCGCCGGGGCUGCUGCCGGCGGGGUCACCUGGCGGCGGCGCCGCGCCGGCGCACAGCGUGGCGUCCACUGCUGCGGGGCUGUCGGACGUGCGGCGGCAGCUGCGCACGCUGCAGAAGGAGAUGCGCCGCAUGCGGACCGAGAUGGCGGCGGCGGCGGUGGUCGCGUCUGCCGGCACCGGAGGCGGCGGCGGCGGCACCAUGGGCGGUGGCGGCGGCGGGCGCCUGUCCUCGCCGGGCCGGCGCGGCAGCCGUGGUUUCCUGGCCGGCGGAGCCGGGCUGACUGGCAGUAGCAGCAGCCUGAGCCCCAGCGCCGGCAGUAGCAGCAAGCAGCUGGCCGCGAUGCUGCAGCAGCAGCGGCAGCGCCUGGCGCCGCCGCCGCCGUACAUGGUCUCGCCCGCCGACGACGCCGAUGGCGGCGCCGCCGCCGCCGCCGACGGCGGCGCCAGCAGUGCGGCAUCAUCAGGGUCUCGCCGGGCGUCGGUUAACUCCGUGGCGAUAGUGCCGGCGGCGCCGCUGCCGCCGCCGCACUCGCUGCCACCGCCUCCGGCCGGCGUGCCGGCGGCGGUGUGGUCUCGGCUGGCGGCGCUGCAUGGGGAGCUGGGGCAGCUGCGGAGCGGGGAGGCGCUGGUGCUGGAGGCCCAGGAGGCGCUGGCGGACCUGGUGGCGGACCUGCGCGCCGAGCUGGAGCAGCUGCGGGCGGCAGUGGCGGCGGCGGCGGCAGGAGGAGGAGGGGGUGCGGCAGGAGGAGCGGCAGGAGGGGGAGGAGCGGCAGCGGGAGGGGGAGGAGGAGGGGGUGCGGCAAGCAGGGAGGCAGGUGGCGACCCGCCGCUCGGCCCGCAGCAGCAGCAGCAGCAGCAGCAGCAGUCGGUGGUGGUGGGUGAGAUCAUGGGGGUGGUACAGCGGGUCAACGCCAUGCUCAGCAGCAGCCUGGCGCAGGCGUUAUCGCGCAUACAGGCGCAGGGCGAGGAGAUUGCGGAGCUGAGGCGGGUGGUGCUGGCGGGCAGCGGCAGCGGCGGAGGCAGCGGCGGAGGUAGCGGUGGCGGCAGCGGCGGAGGCGGGGUGGGUUUGGUCGCCGCCCUGCCGGCGGGCCCAGGCACCAUGAGCCCCGCCGCCUCACCCUCCGCUCGGUCGUUGGGAUCGCCCGCGGUGGCUGCAGCAACAGGGGGCGGAGGAGCCGGCGCAGGUGUGGGCGCAGGAGGGGGCAGCAGCAGCAGCAGCAGCCGCGCCGGCAGCAGCAAGCAGCUGCACAGCGCGCAGGGACGGUGAGGUCGCGGGUGCCACGCAGGGCACGGAGUGCUGACCUGGAAGCAGCGUGUGGCUCAUGUAGUAAUGGGAUGGAAGUGCAGCUGUCAUGAGGCCUGGAGGAUGAAUUGCUAUUACCAUACUGCUUGAAAAGUCCGCAGCAAUGCAUGUCGUACUAGAAGCGUGCGAGCGGGUAAUGCACGGAUUGCACGGAACUUGGAAACAGGGGAGAGCCUCCCCUGCUUGGAAAGGCGCCUGGCGUGCACCAGACCUGCAGGAGGCCGCUAGAUACACUUGCGCGGCGGCUGUGUUGUACGGAGGGGAGGCGUGCGACCAAGCCGCGCGCGAUCCUUUCUGCUUAUUACAAUUGACCGGGCGCGAAAUGUUAAAUACCGGACAGUAGCUAAAGCGACGAUACUGACAAUUCUUGUCGUGUAUGUUUCCAUGCGCAACUCAGGGGCCGAGGGGUCCGGACUGAAGCCGUGUGCAUGACGCUUGCAUUUGCGCAGACAGGCCCGAGAUGCCGAUUAUUUUAGCGAGCUAAGAUUUCGAUUGGCAAGCCUUGCAUUCAUUUGGAACCGUAUCUGUUUGCAGCUCGCAUUUCCGUACGCACACACGAUUGCACUACUGUACGGUUUGUUUGCAUGGUCUACAGGGACUCUGAUUAGGAGGCAAGAGCUGACUUUUAUCAUUGUGAUAACGAAGAUGAAUUACAUAUGCGUUGAAGCUUGGGCGCUAGCAAGCAGAACUGUGAUGACAUUGUGGUGACAUUGGCCCAGCCGCCCUCGGGUGUGCACUGUGCAGGUGUUGCAGUGUGUGGAGCUGUCACUGGUGGCGCGCAAAAGCACGAGCCUGAUGCGCAGUGCCUCAGAAUAUGCUCGUCUGUGUGCAGUUGUUUCGGUGCGUGAGUGUGUAUCUUUUGAAUGGGUCAUGGGGCUCAGGACUUGUUUGGCUGUCGGUGCGGCGCCAACGCGCGCAGCGUGACCAAUUGUGACCGUCCCGUGCAGCUCCUGGCGUGUCACAAGGUCCGCUUCCUGCUGCAUCCCGGAUUCGCGUCAGCCGGGCCAGAGCUGCAGCGUUGAUGCUACAUGGGAGCAAAACAGAUUCACAGUAUCAGUGUCCAGUCGCG